AUGGGGAUACGGCACCUUUUGCUGCUCCUCAUAUACCUGGAUCCCCUGAGCGUUUUCUGCGCCGCCACGGGAGGCAAGAAAGUGAAGACGGAGACCAAGCGGACUCCCAAGGCAAAAGAAGCCAACAUCACCGCGGCGGUCCCCACCGCUGCGCCGCAGAAGAACACGACCAAGGACUACGAUAUGUGCACGGGUUACUACGACGUGAGCGGACAAUUUGAUAGAGAGUUUGCGUGUAACAACACGGUUCACCGCUACUGCUGUGGGUCCUGCUUCCUGCGGUUCUGCUGCCAGGAAAAAGAAAAACGAGUGGAUCAGUCAAGCUGUAAAAACUACAACACGCCGGACUGGGUGAAAACGCCCCCCCCGUCGCCAGCCUCGACGGGACAGCCUUUUGACCCGAGCAUGGACCAGACGAACACUGCGGUGUACAUCACCUGUGGGAUCAUAGCUUUUAUUUUAGUGGUGGGAGUUUCGGCUAAAGUUGCCUACGACAAAGCCACAGAGCCACCUCAGGAAAUGAAUAUCCAUAGGGCCCUUGCAGACAUCCUGAGGCAGCAGGGGCCCAUUCCCAUAUCUCAGUACGACUGUGAGAACUUUGCAGCGAUGAACGGCUCUCCCAAAGACAACACUCCUCAACGAACCUCCUCCAAGAACCACUACACCCCUGUCCACCAGUCCAAGUCCAACCACGGUCUCCAAUACGGGAAGGAGAGCAUCCGCAGCAGUGGGGGUCACGACCUUCAUACUUUCAUCUCUUCCGGGUUCGUCACGUUGGGCCGCGGCCAGCCCAAAGGUACCCAUCAGCAAAACUACAACCAUGUGGUUCUAGGUAGCCCAACACGCACCCAGAAUGAGAACACUAGGAUGAGUGGCAUCCUGACCUCGCAGACGGAGCCAUACGACCUGUCCUCCUCGCGCUCCUUCCAGAGCCUGUCCCACCUGCCGCCCACCUACGAGGCCGCCGUCAAGGCCGACCUCAACAGAUACUCCUCCCUCAAGAGACUGACGGAUAAAGACGUCGACGACUACUACACCCGCAAGCGUCACCUCCCUGACCUGGCAGCCAGAAGCACCCUGCCCUUACACGUCAUUAAAAUGAACCAGGAACAACAGGCCCCCAGGAGACAGAGGCCUCCCCGAGUCCAAAGGGCCAUGUCUCAGGACCGGGUUCUGUCCCCACACCGAGGCCCCCAGCAAGACUAUAGCAUCUCCUACGGGAUGGGGAUGACCGAGCAUGGAGGACGAAUCCUGUCUGAUGAGCAGCUACUGUCUGCUGAGAGGCUGAGGUCCCAGGAACGCCUGCUUCCUCAGGACCGCUUGAUGUCCCAGGAACAGUCGAUGUCGCACGCCAUCUCGCACCCGGACGUGUUCUUGCCCACGACGCCACUCAUGGACCGCUACAAGAUUACCAAAAUGCACUCCCAUCCCAGUGCCUCGAACAACACAGGAGCGGCAGGCGGAGCAGGACCAGGGGCACACUCCAACACGCUAGUCAUGAACCACACGACUAAUAAGAGGCAGCAGUUUGCCUCUAGAAGGACCCACACUAAUGAGAAGUGA
Messenger RNA from Salvelinus namaycush (lake trout), 1563 nucleotides. RefSeq names its product protein shisa-6-like. The record is from RefSeq and is a predicted model, not a curated record. The coding region runs from base 1 to 1563 and encodes 520 amino acids. Gene Ontology annotation, cellular component: postsynaptic membrane; AMPA glutamate receptor complex; dendritic spine membrane. The transcript has 9 exons. Gene Ontology annotation, biological process: regulation of short-term neuronal synaptic plasticity; regulation of AMPA receptor activity. NCBI's taxonomy places the organism in Eukaryota, Metazoa, Chordata, Actinopteri, Salmoniformes, Salmonidae.